CAUACAAGAAUAACAAAUAUAUAUUGGGUAGGUCAGUUCUCCAUAAAUAAAUUGUUACCCAAGACACUCGGAUCUUCAUCUUCCUCUUCCUCUAAUCGCACUCUCACAUCUCUUCUCUUCUCUUCGAUCCCAAUCGCCAUGACGGAACCCUCUUCUUCCGAUCCGAAAGCUCAGCCGUCGCAGAAAAAGGACUUUUCAACAGCUAUCUUGGAGCGCAAGAAAUCUCCGAAUCGCCUUGUUGUUGACGAAGCUGUCAAUGACGAUAACUCCGUCGUCGCUAUGCACCCUGCCACUAUGGAGAAAUUGCAGCUUUUCCGUGGUGAUACCAUUCUCAUCAAGGGCAAGAAACGAAAAGACACAGUCUGCAUUGCCCUUGCUGAUGAAACAUGUGAUGAACCGAAAAUCAGAAUGAACAAGGUUGUUAGGACUAACUUAAGAAUCCGUCUCGGUGAUGUUGUGUCAGUACAUCAGUGUCCAGAUGUCAAGUAUGGAAAACGCAUACACGUUCUUCCACUUGAUGACACCAUCGAAGGUGUCACGGGAGACUUAUUUGAUACAUUUCUGAAACCUUACUUCUUGGAGGCAUAUAGACCUGUAAGGAAAGGGGAUCAUUUUCUCGUUAGAGGAGGGAUGCGCAGCAUCGAAUUCAAAGUAAUCGAAACCGAUCCAGGGGAAUAUUGUGUUGUCGCUCCCGACACUGAGAUCUUUUGUGAAGGUGAGCCGAUUAAGAGAGACGACGAGGAUAGAUUGGAUGAGGUGGGCUAUGAUGAUGUAGGCGGUGUCAGGAAACAAAUGGCACAGAUUCGUGAAUUGGUGGAACUACCGUUAAGACACCCGCAACUUUUCAAGUCAAUAGGAGUCAAACCCCCGAAAGGAAUCUUGCUCUAUGGACCUCCUGGUUCCGGAAAGACACUGAUAGCAAGAGCCGUUGCUAACGAAACCGGAGCUUUCUUUUUCUUAAUCAACGGUCCAGAAAUCAUGUCGAAAUUGGCUGGAGAAAGUGAAAGCAAUCUCCGAAAGGCGUUUGAGGAGGCCGAGAAGAACGCGCCAUCGAUUAUUUUCAUUGAUGAGAUAGAUUCUAUAGCUCCGAAGAGAGAGAAGACUAACGGUGAAGUUGAAAGAAGGAUUGUGUCACAGCUUUUGACACUUAUGGAUGGGUUAAAAUCGCGGGCACAUGUUAUUGUAAUGGGGGCCACAAAUCGCCCGAACAGCAUUGAUCCUGCUCUUAGACGGUUUGGUAGGUUCGAUAGGGAAAUUGAUAUUGGUGUCCCGGAUGAAGUUGGACGUCUUGAGGUUCUUCGUAUCCAUACAAAGAACAUGAAGCUUUCUGAAGAUGUUGAUUUGGAAAAGAUAUCUAAAGAAACACAUGGUUAUGUUGGUGCUGAUUUGGCUGCUCUUUGCACUGAAGCAGCACUUCAAUGCAUUAGAGAAAAAAUGGAUGUUAUCGAUUUGGAAGAUGAAUCUAUUGACGCUGAGAUACUCAACUCUAUGGCAGUCACAAAUGAACAUUUCUCUACUGCUCUUGGAACUAGCAACCCGUCUGCUCUGCGUGAGACCGUUGUUGAGGUUCCAAAUGUUAGCUGGGAGGAUAUUGGAGGCCUUGAGAAUGUUAAGCGUGAGCUUCAAGAGACGGUGCAAUAUCCGGUGGAGCAUCCAGAGAAGUUCGAGAAAUUUGGCAUGUCACCAUCGAAAGGAGUUCUUUUCUACGGUCCUCCUGGAUGUGGUAAAACACUGCUGGCAAAAGCUAUUGCAAACGAAUGCCAAGCAAAUUUCAUUAGUAUCAAAGGACCUGAACUACUAACAAUGUGGUUCGGGGAGAGUGAAGCUAAUGUUCGCGAGAUUUUCGACAAAGCCAGAGGAUCUGCACCAUGUGUCCUUUUCUUUGAUGAACUUGACUCCAUUGCAACUCAGAGGGGAAGCAGUUCUGGAGAUGCAGGUGGUGCUGCUGACCGGGUUUUGAAUCAACUAUUGACUGAAAUGGACGGAAUGUCUGCUAAAAAGACUGUUUUCAUAAUUGGAGCUACUAACCGACCUGACAUUAUUGACCCGGCUUUACUUCGACCCGGGCGUCUUGAUCAACUAAUUUACAUUCCACUGCCAGAUGAGGACUCACGUUACGCGAUUUUUAAGGCUGCAAUGAGGAAAUCCCCUGUUUCCAAAGAUGUUGAUUUGAGAGCACUUGCUAGGUACACUCAAGGGUUUAGUGGUGCUGAUAUUACUGAGAUAUGUCAACGCGCCUGCAAGUAUGCGAUCAGAGAGAACAUUGAAAAAGAUAUAGAAAGGGAAAGAAAGAGGAGUGAGAAUCCUGAUUCCAUGGAUGAGGAUGAUGAUGAUGUGGCGGAGAUAAAGGCGGCUCAUUUUGAGGAAUCAAUGAAGUAUGCACGCAGAAGUGUGAGUGACGCUGACAUCAGGAAGUACCAGGCGUUUGCUCAGACAUUGCAGCAGUCGAGAGGAUUUGGGUCUGAAUUCCGGUUCUCGGAGACGUCUGGUGGGGCUGCUAAUGCGUCUGAUCCGUUUGCUGCUUCUGGUGGUGGAGCUGAUGAUGACGACCUAUACAGUUAGGUUUUAUUAUAAACAAGGUGAUGUUUUAAGAAAGAAAUAGACUUUGAGGAUUUCCGUUCUGUUCUGGCAAUUUGGUUUCUCUUGAUGGGAGACAGAAGAAGACUUAUUGUGCAUUAUCAAGUGAUGGAAUCUUGUUUUCAUUUGAACAUGUGUUUAUGUAUGGUUUAACUUUAUACUCUUGCUUUGUUGGCAAAUACUACCUUUGAUGUUUCAACUAAAUUUUUUGGGUUUUCAAGCUCAUAUGACUUGAGCCUAGUAUUGCAUGCA
Messenger RNA from Helianthus annuus (common sunflower), 2829 nucleotides. Its product is annotated as cell division cycle protein 48 homolog. The record is from RefSeq and is a predicted model, not a curated record. Gene Ontology annotation, biological process: retrograde protein transport, ER to cytosol; mitotic spindle disassembly; autophagosome maturation. NCBI's taxonomy places the organism in Eukaryota, Viridiplantae, Streptophyta, Magnoliopsida, Asterales, Asteraceae. The coding region runs from base 139 to 2562 and encodes 807 amino acids. Gene Ontology annotation, molecular function: ATP binding; ATP hydrolysis activity; polyubiquitin modification-dependent protein binding. Gene Ontology annotation, cellular component: VCP-NPL4-UFD1 AAA ATPase complex; cytosol; nucleus. The transcript has 9 exons.